CAGUUCUUCCCCAAACAACAACAAACAAGUUGUGUUCAUCUCAGUGAGUUUGAGGAGAAGAAGUUGGUUCAAUGGAGAUAGAGUUCAAUUGGGGAACUUUAGUUGUUCUUUGUUUCUCAGGGAUUCUAUGUUUUCUCCUUCACUACUUGUAUGGAUUCCUAUGGCUGAAGCCAGAGAGGAUGAGAGAGAAGCUGAGGAAGCAAGGGAUGAGAGGUCCUCCCCCUUCAUUACUCCUUGGGAACAUCAUUGAGAUGAAGAGGAUCCAAAUGGAGGAGAAGGGUCUUAUAGGGAGCAGUGCUAAUGUCAUGGUUGACUACUCUGUUGCUCUCUUUCCUUACUUCAAGAAGUGGAGGAAUGAGUUCGGUCCACUGUUUAUGUAUUCAACUGGGAGCAUACAGCUAUUAUAUGUGAGUGAUCCUGAUCUUAUUAAAGAGAUAGGCCUUUACAAGCCUCUAGAUAUCGGCAAGCCUGUAUACUUGACUAAAGAAAGGGGAGCACUUUUUGGUAAUGGCAUUUUAACAUCAAACGGGGAGGUUUGGACUCACCAGAGGAAAGUCAUAGCACCGGAGUUCUACGCAGACAAGGUUAAGGGCAUGGUUGAUUUGAUAUUGGAUGCCGCUGUGCCGUUACUGAAAUCAUGGGAGACAAUAGUUGAGAGUGGAGGUGGGAUUGGACUUUUAACUGUGGGUGAGGAUUUGAGGAGUUUUUCGGCUGAUGUAAUCUCAAGAGCUAGUUUCGGCAGCAAUUAUUUGGAAGGCGAAGAAAUGUUUUUAAAACUAAGGCAACUUCAGAAUCUCAUGUCGAAAACAAAUUUAUUUAUCGGAAUUCCCGGUUUAAGGUAUCUGCCGACAAAAGCUAAUAGAGAGAUAUGGAGACUAAACCGAGAAAUACGAAUGUUAAUCUUAAAGUUAGUGAAGGAACGGAGAGAAGGUUCGCAGGCUUCAUCCAAAAAGGAUCUUUUACAAUCGAUCCUUGAUGGCGCCAAAGACAACUUAGUCAGCACCAAAGACCAUGAUAACUUCAUUGUUGACAACUGCAAGAACAUCUUCUUUGCAGGUCAUGAAACAGCUGCAACUUCCGCAUCAUGGUGCUUAAUGUUACUCGCUUGUCAUCCAAAAUGGCAAGCUCAAGCCCGUGCCGAGGUGAUCGAGGUUUGCCAAGGCGAACUGCCUAAUGCUGACAUGCUCCGCAAGAUGAAAACAUUAACGAUGGUGAUUCAAGAAUCGUUGCGUCUAUAUCCACCUACUGCAUUUGUUACAAGGGAGGCCUUUAAAGACAUAAAGCUUGGAAAGCUCAAUAUUCCAAAAGGUAUCACUCUGGUAAUACCGACAUCGAUACUGCACCAUGAACAAGAGAUUUGGGGGCCUGAUGCCGAUGAAUUCAAACCGGAAAGAUUUACGAAUGGAAUCUCUGGUGCUUGCAAAUUCCCACAUGCUUAUAUACCGUUCGGCCUCGGUGCUCGAACAUGUUUAGGCCAGAAUUUAGCCAUGGUUGAAUUGAAGAUCAUUCUUUCUCUCAUUCUGUUGAAAUUCAGUUUCUCUCUUUCUCCAAGCUAUGUUCAUGCUCCUGCUUUCAGAUUGACUAUUGAACCUGAGUUUGGUGUACCACUUUCUGUUAACAAGGUUUGACCUUAUAAUAA
Messenger RNA from Dioscorea cayenensis subsp. rotundata (Guinea yam), 1639 nucleotides. Its product is annotated as cytochrome P450 714C2-like. Gene Ontology annotation, molecular function: heme binding; oxidoreductase activity, acting on paired donors, with incorporation or reduction of molecular oxygen; iron ion binding. NCBI's taxonomy places the organism in Eukaryota, Viridiplantae, Streptophyta, Magnoliopsida, Dioscoreales, Dioscoreaceae. The record is from RefSeq and is a predicted model, not a curated record. Bases 72 to 1628 code for a protein of 518 amino acids. The transcript has 5 exons.